CGACCUCUCGCUAUCACUCCCUCUGUUUGAUUCGCUUUUGUAAAUUUCAACUUUUCUUCUCGUCUUCUUCUUCUUCUUCUUCAAUCCGCCAUGUUUGUACCUCCAUCACUCUCUUUCACAGACACCCAUUUCUCUUACUUUCACUCAUUCACUGUUCUCACAAUCUCUCCCAAUCUUUCUGAUUCUCAUCACUGCUCUUUCACUCUUUUUAUCCUCUCUCUCACUCUUUUUAUCCUCUCUCUACUGCCGUCUAUCCCUCUUCUUCUCUGAUUCAUACUUGCGAUUCUGUUUCUUCUCAAUUUCACGGCUGCGCCGCCGUUUCUCAGCUCACAGUUCAGUUUUCUAUGUGAAUAAGCUUCUGUAGUCUAAUACUUCCAAUUGCCGAAAGGGGAUUGAAGUGUUUUGUAUUCGUUUCUCGCUUUAAUCCUUUCGGCAUCGUUCCCCUGUUUCUGGAUUGAUGUUUUGCAUCUCUCUGCGGUGUCGGCAUCUUCAUUCGCUUUGUGAUUCUUUAUCCGCGCUGUGCUGCUGAGUGCUAGGAAAAUUUAACCUUUUCAGUUCAAUCAAUGGAACUUAUUGGUCCAAGGAGAGUGAGUAAAAAGAAUCAUGUGAUUCGAGAGAGUGGUGAUUCUCUUUUAUCAAACAUAGAUGAUCUCGAUCCGUGGACUGCAUGGGCCUAUAAACCACGCACGGUUUCUUUAUUGCUUGUUGGCGCCUGCUUUCUUAUAACCAUGGUGUUCGACAUUUAUAGUUUUGGGUUGGAUUCUAACACUUUGGAUAGGAAGAAUAACGGGAGGGCAUUAGAGGCUCUGUUUCCUAGUGCAUGCUGGGUCAGUGGAGCUCUAGAUCCUGAAUGCACUGCAUCAAGUGAUCUUGUUACAUCCGUUACAAGGGGUGUGUGGGCAAUGAUCGCUGUAUUCCUUGCCUACUGCUUGCUUCAAGCUCCUUCUACGAUUCUUAUUCGGCCGCAUCCAGCGGUAUGGCGCCUAGUACAUGGCUUGGCUGUCAUUUAUCUUGUAGCACUCACAUUUUUACUUUUCCAGAAGCGUGACGAUGCUCGGGAAUUCAUGAAAUUUCUCCAUCCUGAUCUAGGCCUUGAGCUUCCUGAGAGAUCUUAUGGUACAGAUUGUCGGAUAUUUGUUCCUGAAAAUCCCACAAACAGGUUUAAGAAUGUCUAUGCAACAUUGUUUGAUGAAUUUGUUGCUGCUCACAUAAUUGGAUGGUGGGGUAAGGCUAUACUCAUCCGUAAUCAGCCUCUUCUAUGGGUACUAUCAAUUGGGUUCGAGUUAAUGGAGCUUACCUUCCGGCAUAUGCUACCGAAUUUCAACGAAUGCUGGUGGGACAGUAUCAUUCUUGACAUAUUAAUUUGCAAUUGGUUUGGAAUAUGGGCAGGAAUGCGUACUGUCAGAUACUUCGACGGGAAAACAUACAAGUGGGUCGGUCUAAGUCGACAGCCUAAUAUUAUUGGGAAAUCUUAUUUGCAGGUGAAACGGAGCUUGGGACAGUUCACUCCAGCACAAUGGGAUAAAGAUGAGUGGCAUCCCUUACUCGGUCCAUGGCGUUUCAUUCAAAUUCUCGCUCUUUGCAUCGUCUUCUUGACAGUGGAGCUUAACACAUUCUUCUUGAAGUACUGUCUAUGGAUUCCUCCUAGAAACCCUGUAAUAGUAUACAGGUUGGUUUUAUGGUGGCUUAUCGCCAUACCAACAAUUCGCGAGUACAACGUUUACCUUCAAGACAGUGAUUCCAGGAAACCGGUAAAGAAGAUUGGAGCGUUUUGUUGGCUAUCUCUAGCCAUUUGCAUGGUUGAGCUUCUAAUUUGCGUUAAAUUUGGACAUGGUUUAUAUCCCAAACCAAUGCCAUCUUGGUUGGUGCAUUUCUGGGUAUCUGUUGGAGUUUCCCUUGUAUUAUUCCUGCUUCUUUGGACCUCCCAACUUCACCUAUUGGUUGCCAGGAAGAAAUGGAAAUGAUUUUGAUUGAUUUCUUCAUUGUUUCAUAGAACAAAAAAAGAGAGAAAAAUAAUUUUUUUAGUUUCAUGGGACUCCCAUUCAUAAUGUAUAUCUUUUGUUUAUGUUCUUUGUAGAUAGCAUCAGGUUUUCCAUUAGGGUAGAACAAGAGUCACAACAUUCUAUGUCAUUUGGGACAUUUUUUCUACUUUUGGGGAGAGGGAAGAUUGUAUUCCAUGCCUAAGCCUCGUACAUUCAUUAUUGAUUAUUCACCUAAA
Messenger RNA from Cucurbita moschata (crookneck pumpkin), 2218 nucleotides. Its product is annotated as CDP-diacylglycerol--serine O-phosphatidyltransferase 1-like. Gene Ontology annotation, molecular function: L-serine-phosphatidylethanolamine phosphatidyltransferase activity. The coding region runs from base 564 to 1964 and encodes 466 amino acids. The transcript has 14 exons. Gene Ontology annotation, biological process: phosphatidylserine biosynthetic process. The record is from RefSeq and is a predicted model, not a curated record. NCBI's taxonomy places the organism in Eukaryota, Viridiplantae, Streptophyta, Magnoliopsida, Cucurbitales, Cucurbitaceae.